UAGUGUGUGAUGACACUGACAGCCUUGUCUGCUGUCGUUGCCAAGCAGCCAAUUGCAAAAUCGAGAUUAUUUCUCCAUGAUCUACACAGGCUACUCGAACCAAGCCAGGGCUGAGAUACAAAUUCGGAUGAAACAGUGACUGCGGGGAAGUGGCCCAUUUGAAAACUUUUCAAGCUCCACCUGUCAGAAAGAUGGCAAUAAUGUGCUGAGCAUUUGUGACAGACGUGGACUUUGAUGAACCUUGACAUUUUGCCUUUGUCACUUCAUUAAUCGUCUGGAUGUCCUCCUGAAAAGCUAUAAAUUGUACAAGACAAAACGAAUACCACAAUGGCACACUGUAAUCUGCUGCAUCCAUCUUCUUCUAAUGAAGUCAACUUAGGCCCCACUCACAAUCCCCAUGCCAAACCCACAGAUUUUGAUUUUUUGGCUGUGAUUGGCAAGGGCACAUUUGGGAAGGUGCUGCUUGCCAAAGCAAAGGCUGAUAACAAGUUCUAUGCAGUAAAAGUCCUGCAGAAAAAAGUUAUACUCAAGAAAAAAGAGCAAAAGAAUAUCAUGGCUGAGAGGAAUGUUCUAAUGAAAAGUCUGAAACAUCCAUUCCUUGUCGGGCUCCAUUAUUCCUUCCAGACCUCAGAGAAACUGUACUUUGUCUUGGACUAUGUCAAUGGAGGAGAGCUUUUUUAUCACCUUCAGAGGGAGCAGAGUUUUGGUGAGCCACGAGCACGUUUUUAUACAGCUGAGGUGGCCAGCGCCAUUGGCUAUUUACAUUCUCUCGACAUUGUUUACAGAGACCUCAAGCCAGAAAACAUCUUAUUGGACUGGGAGGGCCAUGUGGUGCUGACAGAUUUUGGGUUGUGCAAAGAAGGAAUAGACCCAGACACCACUACAUCUACCUUCUGUGGAACCCCAGAGUACUUGGCACCAGAAGUGCUAAAGAAACAUCCUUAUGACAGAACGGUAGAUUGGUGGGGCCUUGGAUCUGUCCUGUAUGAAAUGAUUUAUGGCCUGCCCCCGUUCUACAGCAAUGACAUGACAGAGAUGUACAACUCUAUCCUCCACCAUCCUCUGAGCCUGCCGGGCGGGAAGAGUCCAGUGGUGUGUGACCUUCUGCAGGGGCUGCUGCAGAAAGAACCUCACCGUCGCAUGGGGGCCAUUGCUGAUUUUCUGGAGGUGAAGAAUCAUGCCUUUUUCUCCUGCAUAAACUGGGAUGACCUGUACCACAGAAAAAUUAAGCCUCCAUACAACCCUAAUGUGGGAGGUCCUGCAGAUAUGCAGCACAUCGAUCCUGAAUUUACCAGUGAGAUGGUACCAGGGUCUGUAGGUUGUGCGGCGGAUUUUCCUUCCAGCCUGGCUGCAAGUUGCUCCAAUGCUUUCAAAGGAUUCUCUUAUGUUUCCACAGAGGACUAUCUCUAGGGCCAAAUCAUUCAUUCAGAAAAAAAAACUCAACAAAAAAAAUAUAUAUCAUGAUAAUUUGUCUUGAUGAUCAAAGUAGGCUAGGCAGAGAAAAACUUCUGAAAAACUGAUGCCCAAUAUCCAUGGGAAUGUACCCAAACAACAGUAGGCCUACUCAGAAGCAUUGCUUUUAAAGUAGCCUGUGUAUCGUCUGAUAUAGCCUACUCUGUGCUGUCUCAUAUUCCUGGCCUUUUUUUCAUCAGCUAGGCUUGUAUAGCAUCUUUCUUGUACUUAAAAUAAUGUUUGACAUAGUCUACUAACAGCCACAUCACAUUAAAUAAAUGAAAUAAGGGGUGCUACUGAUAUGCAUAGCCUACAUCUUGUCAAAUGUGUCUUUACCUUGAAUGAAAAGUUUUGGGAUUUCUUAAGAAUAGGCUACCUCAUUCAUGCCUUUUGCCAUGGAUUUUCAUAGGCCUAAACAUCAUUUGUUCAUGGUCACUCCUGCAGGUCUAGGCUAACCUAACUUAAGAAAUCAAUAUUAUUGUGGAAAGGAUGGAUUCCCAUAAUUUAUUAUGCACAUUUCCAUGUAGGCCUACUUCAUUGUGAUGAAGAUUAAAUGUAGGGCAGAUUGAUUGAUUGAUUGAUUGAUUGAUUGAUUGAUUGAUUGAUUGAUUGAUCGAUUGAUUGAUUGUGUCUGUCCUGUCUGUAAAUAUGAAGAUAUUAAGAAUAUUUCAUAUGUGAAAUAAAAUGCUGUUUAAACUUUAAA
This is a messenger RNA of Sardina pilchardus (European sardine), 2155 nucleotides long. RefSeq names its product serine/threonine-protein kinase Sgk2-like. Gene Ontology annotation, molecular function: ATP binding; protein serine/threonine kinase activity. The transcript is spliced from 14 exons. Bases 328 to 1410 code for a protein of 360 amino acids. Gene Ontology annotation, cellular component: cytoplasm; nucleus. Gene Ontology annotation, biological process: protein phosphorylation. The record is from RefSeq and is a predicted model, not a curated record. NCBI's taxonomy places the organism in Eukaryota, Metazoa, Chordata, Actinopteri, Clupeiformes, Clupeidae.